Molecule: messenger RNA, 3320 nt
Organism: Vicugna pacos (alpaca)
Lineage: Eukaryota; Metazoa; Chordata; Mammalia; Artiodactyla; Camelidae
Source: RefSeq, a predicted model, not a curated record
AAUAGAUCCCAGCCCUCCUCACUGGCCACCUCCACUGCUCUCGCCAGCCUCUCAGCCUCCUGGCGCUCCCUUCUCCACCCUGACCCUACCCAAGGCUCCAGGCUGGCUCAGGCCAAGGAGCCCCCCGUCUGCCCCACCCCUGCUGACCCGCACUGGGUGCAGUUCCCACCCGCUCUUGCUGGAGCUGACCUCAUGUUGUCUUGGAGGUGGCCUACCUGAGCCAGGGGGGCUGGCCAUGCCCACCAGUUACUCUUGUCACCACUGGUUAUGCACUGUUACCACUGGUUGCUUGUCAUUAUUGGUUAUUACUUUGUUACCUCUGAUUACUUGUAACCAGUGGUUACUUUUGUCGCCACUAGUUACUUGUCGUGACCAUGGUUAUUCACCAUUACCAGCUGUUACUAAAACUCUCUGGGCAUUGCAUUCCUGCUGUGAUUCCAGGUGAGAGGGAGGGCCCUGAGUGAUAGCUGUCACCCUGUGUCCCACUUGCUUUGGGACAAAGGUGUCUUGGCACCAUGUGUAGAGAGGUUUGGAUUCCAGCCUGUGUCCAGUAUGGAUUCUCCCUGAAGUGGAGGAGAGCUCUGGUUUUCAGGUUUCUCUCUGUGUCUUGGAGUGGCCAGCAAGGGGGACCCCAAGGGGCACCUGGGCCUGCCUGGAAGGCCCGCGGCCUUGGCACAUUUACAGUAUUUCAGGCAGGCACAGUUUCGUCCAGGAGGUAGGGUGGGCAGCGGGCAGGUUCACAGUGCAGGAAUCUGACCUCUUCCUAUCUCCCUUCUGCUGUGGCUUCUGUACCUCUACAAAGUCUCAAUCCUUUCCCCUUCCCCCCAGGAGCCCUGUGGUCCUCUCUGCCUGCCCCACACUGGGUCCUAGUGAGGCUGUUCAGCGCUUCAUCCAGGCUGUGUCACAUGUGCACCUGUGGGGCUGGUCUUGCUCUGAGUCGUUCCCAUGGCCAGCAUCUGGUCAGGACCUGUAGCCUUGAGCUGAGGGAGGUGCCUGGCCGGCACCGGGGUGGAGCAGAGGUGGAAACUGAUGGAGGGGCGGGGCCCACUUCUGCCGAGUUCGGUUUCAUCUGCUGGCCCAGCUGGCAUCUUGCUGAGAAGCGCCCCUGUGGGAAGCAUAUGGGACCCCUCCUGGGGCUAUAAGUGACAAUGCCACUGCCCUUGGGGACACAGCCUGGUGGUGACCACUUAGAGCACACAGAGUGCAAGGAGGAAGUGCUGGGGAAGGCGGUUACCAGAGGAAGGUCCUGGGGUGUGCUUCAGCCAGGGUGACCAGCAAACACGGGAGGAAGAAGUGAAAUGAGUUUGGGGGCACUGCACCCCAAGGAUGCACAUUGGCCUAGGGGUCCUGAGGUCUGGAGUGGGUGGCAGUGGGCCAGCCUCACUCCAACUGCUCCAGCCCCCUUUGAGUUUGCUGACAGCUGGCCCAGGAUGGGGGCUCCCUAGGGUGGGUCCUGCUUGCUGGCUGCCUCAGGAAGUGGGGAGGGUCUCCCCUGGGGGUCUCAUCCAGUCUCCUCUCUUCCCAGUUUGGGGUGACGGGGUCCAGAAACUGGCGAGCUGCGCGGGACACGCGCAGGUACCGGCACCACUACCCGGAUUUGGUGGAACAAGAUGGCAAUGGUGACAUGCCCAACCUGAGUUUCUACAGAAAUGAGAUCCGGUUCCUGCCCAACGGCUGUUUCAUUGAAGACAUUCUUCAGAACUGGAGGGAGGAGUACGAACUCCUGGAGGACAAUCACCACUACAUCCAGUGGCUGUUUCCCCUGCGAGAGCCAGGGGUGAACUGGCAUGCCAAGCCCCUCACAGUCCAGGAGGCUGAGGCAUUUCAAAACUGCGAGGAGGUCAGGGAGCGGCUGGUUCAGGCCUACGAGCUCAUGCUGGGUUUCUAUGGGAUCCAGCUCCAGGACCGAGCCACGGGCAGAGUGUGCCGGGCGCAGAACUACCAGAAACGCUUCCAGAACCUCAGCUGGCACAGCCACAACAACCUGCGCAUCACCCGCAUCCUCAAGUCCCUGGGUGAGCUGGGCCUAGAGCACUACAAGGCACCCCUGGCCCGCUUCUUCCUGGAGGAGACACUGGUGCGCCAGCAGCUGCCGGGCGUGCGGCAGAGCGCCCUGGAUUACUUCGUGUUCACCGUGCGCUGCCGCCACCAGCGCCGCGAGCUGCUGCACUUCGCCUGGGAGCACUUCCAGCCCCGCUACAAGUUCGUCUGGGGGCCCCACGACAAGCUGCAGAAGUUCAGGCCAUGCUCUCCGCCCUGCUCACCCCUGCCAGCUGGCCGCCGACAGGCCAAGGGGGAGGACAGCCCGGGGGACCCCCUCCCCGAGGCCAACGCCCAAGGGCAGAUCUGUGGGCCGCGGAGGGGUGAAGAGGGGGAUCAUGUGGCUGAGGGCCCCCAGCCGCUCAGCACAGAGUCCCAGGAGGCCGGAGCCUUGGAGAGGGACCAGGUAGAUGAGGCCGGCGUGGAGGAGGGGCCCGAGUCUCCAAACCUCAAGGAGAGCAAGAAGAGGAAGUUGGAGGUGAACCUGCGGGAGCAGGCCCCAGUGCAGCCGGGCCCAAGCGCCUCGGAGGUGGAGAAGAUCGCCCUGAACCUGGAGGGCUGUGCCCUCAGCCCGGGCAGCCUCAGUGCGGGGACCCAGGAAUUGGACAGCCAGGCCCCGAGGGAGGCCGAGCAGCCCUGCCCACAGCCCGAGGGGGCCAAGGUAGCCGACGAUGUGAGGAAGAGAAGGAAGGUGGACCAGGGUGCCAGGGAUGGCACUGGAGUGGCAGCCAGUGGUGGUCCCCUUACUCUGUCCCCCACCUGGCCCCCUGCCUCCCCAGCGUGUCCUGAGGCCGAAGAGGGUGAGAAUGGGGUCAGAGAGGAAGCAGAAGGCCCAGCAGGGCCAGAGCAGGGUGCCCCCGGGAGCCCCACUCCUGCAGGACCCCCGGUGGGUGACGGGGCUGAGCUGGCAGCGGAGGCGGGGCCUUCUGUGCAACCUGGGAAGCCUUAAGGGGAUGGGACAUGCACAGGCGACUCAGCUCGGCCCGGCGCCAGGCCCAGGCGCCAGGUUGCCGGCUGUCCCCUGCGCCCAGCUGUGCUGGCUUCUCCCAGGUGGUCACUGCGGCAGCUGCGGCAGCGCCGGAAGGACGGACCCCGCCCUCGGGGAAGGCCAAGGACUUCAGGAUCCUCCUUACCUCGACUACACUCCCCGCCUCCUCCGUCUUGUGCCACUGCUCCCCAUCUUUAUAAAUAGGCCCCUAAUGGUCAGGGGUGGGGAGUGGGGGCUCAUUUUCUUAGUCUGGUGCCGAGGUCUUUUCUGAAUAAAACUUGUUUGACUUUGA